AUGAGGAGUUCCUCAGCCAACCUGCUACGUGUGCUGUCCCGCCUCGUUGUCUGCUCCACCCUCAUCCUGGCGCUCAGCGUGGCCCUGAAGACCCGCUCCCGUUUCGCUCUCCUCUUCCCCUCCUUCUCAUCCCACCACCCCGCCACCAUGUCCUACUCCCAAGAACGCUACAUUGCCGAACUCGCCGUCCAGCGGGCCACCCUGCUGACCCAGAAGGUCUUCUUCGAGAAGGCCAAGGGUACUGUUUCCAAGGAUGACAAGUCCCCCGUCACCAUCGGCGACUUCGGCGCCCAGGCCCUGAUCAUCCAGGCCAUCCGCAAGAACUUCCCCAACGACGAGAUCGUCGCCGAAGAGGAGGCUAGCUCCCUGCGCGAGGACAAGGACCUGAGCGCCGAGAUCUGGCGUCUGGUCAAGGACAUCAAGCUCGAGGAUGCGGAGAGCGACAACCUGCUCGGCGGUCCCCUAGCCAGCGAGCAGAAUAUGCUGGACAUCAUCGAUGAGGGCAAGAGCGCUGGUGGCGGCAAGGGCCGUAUCUGGGCUCUGGACCCCAUUGACGGCACCAAGGGUUUCCUCCGUGGCGGCCAGUACGCCGUCUGCCUUGGUCUGAUCGUUGACGGCGACGUUAAGGUCGGUGCCAUUGGUACCCCCAACUUGCCCGUUGAUGCCGCCACCAUCGACGCCAACACCGGUGCCCAGCAGGGUGAGACCAAUGAUAAUGGCGUCCUCUUCUCCGCCAUCCUGGGCGAGGGUGCUACCAGCCGCCCUCUGUCCAACGGCGCUCUUGCCCCCAGCAAGCCCAUCUCUAUGCGCCCCGUCCCCGACAUCGCCCAGGCUGUCUUCUGCGAGGGUGUUGAGGCUGCCCACUCUGCCCAGGGUGACAACGCUGCCGUCGCUGAACGUCUCGGCAUCACUGCCCCUAGCGUUCGUCUGGACUCGCAGGCCAAGUACUGCUCGAUCGCCCGUGGCUCCGGUGACAUCUAUCUUCGUCUCCCCGUGAAGAAGGACUACCAGGAGAAGAUCUGGGAUCACGCUGCCGGUGACAUCAUCGUCCGCGAGGCCGGUGGCCAGGUCACCGAUAUCUACGGUGCCCGUUUGGACUUUAGCAAGGGGCGGACUCUUGCUGCCAACAAGGGUGUCGUUGCCGCGCCCAAGGCUCUCCAGGGCCAAGUCAUUGACGCCGUCAAGGUCGUCCUGAAGCUGUAA
This is a messenger RNA of Penicillium argentinense, 1203 nucleotides long. RefSeq names its product 3'(2'),5'-bisphosphate nucleotidase. The coding region runs from base 1 to 1203 and encodes 400 amino acids. Gene Ontology annotation, molecular function: 3'(2'),5'-bisphosphate nucleotidase activity. The transcript has a single exon. NCBI's taxonomy places the organism in Eukaryota, Fungi, Ascomycota, Eurotiomycetes, Eurotiales, Aspergillaceae. Gene Ontology annotation, biological process: phosphatidylinositol phosphate biosynthetic process; sulfate assimilation. The record is from RefSeq and is a predicted model, not a curated record.